UUACCAUGAAGCACGAAAUGCUCCCCUGCCAAGCAAACAAACUGCACAUAGGGAGGGAGGGAGGGAGGGAUGGGCCAUUGACGUGAUUUGUUGAUUGUGUUCGGGUGGGUCACAUACUCACGUCGCACUGGGAGCCUGGACAGCCAACCUGCACAGAGACAGAGAGACAGAGAGACAGACAGAGGGAGGGGUGGGCGUGUGUGUGUGUGGAUGCCUCACCCACACAUCCGUGAGUGUACCCAUGCGCCCGGCAACGUCUUCUGUUGGGUGUGCGAUGCAGUGAGCACAAUCGCCAUCAGAUAUAGAAUGUAGGCAGCAAUCUUCUGUCCGUCGGGCCCCUCGCACCACCUGUACCAUACCCACAAGACACAUCACACAACACACAUCAAGUGUUAUUGGCUGACUCACUCACUUGCUGUCCUCAACAAACGUCGGAGAGUUGAUGCAUCCUCGUAUGUGCGACGUACCGGUCAUGACACUGUGGCAGUAUGUGUCGAUGCGCUUGUAUAGGUCCUUGCAGCCUGGGCCGGCGUCGAUGUGGCCCGGCACAAUGUCCUCGAAGAAGCUCAGGGCCAAGAGGGAGAGUCUGGGGCCAAUGAACACGGGGCUCCUCAAUGGCUUUCUUGGCCUUCGUCUUCGCGCGCUCGAUGCAUCCCUGGUAGAGCUCGACCACCGCCUGUCGCGUUGUGAAGCUGCCGAACGAGCACCCCUUGCUCAGGCGGGUCAUGUCGGCCUUCUGCGCAGUGUACCAGGCGAUGGCGGCUGUCUUGUACUUGGGGUCGGCGUCGGAGGGCAUGGCAAGCAGGAGGACGGCCCAUGCGGCACAGACGAUGUCGCUGGCGAAGCCGAUGUCCUCCUGCUGCCGCUCCUCGACCUUGGCCAUGAGAUUGCCGAUCGUCAUGCAGGGCGCGUUUGGGUGGCAGCGAAGGGGAGGCUGCGGGGGCGGGGGAGACCCAUCCGGGGAUGUCACGCAGCGUGACAUCUCCAUGUCGAUGAGAAGGACUUCCCCCAUCCGUCGGUCGGCGACCAGCACAUUCUCGAUCGACAUCCGUGAAAGCAGGUUGACACCCAUUGCGGCCUUGACACGCGCAUCGACGACAUUUGGCGCCGCACAAACCGACCGCAGCUUCUCCCCUCCAAAGCCAUCUGCAUCACACCGCACCACACAACACAUGAAGAUAUGCGCCACUCCUCCCUUGGCACUUCAUUUCUUUUUCCAUUCGCUUACCAGCACUAACCUUCUCCAUGAGAAUGCACAGCCCCCUCUCAUACUCAGCCGUCGCCCCUCCCUCGGUAAGUUCCACCAACGCUGUCGGGCGCAGCUCGGGCACAUCAGCCACAUCGGCGAGUAUCCGGGGGGCGAUCUGCUCGGUCCCGGUGUGGCGAUCAGGCAGCGCCGUCAGCUGCAGCUGGGCAUCCUGCAGGGCCGCGUUCUCCCCAGCCCAUUGCUGCAGCUCCCGCAGCCUCUCUGCCUCAAUGGCGAGGCCAUCAACCAGCAGCGCCGCCCUCCCCAUAUCCCCGCCCUUCUUCCACAGCUCCCUCGCCACACUCUUGCGCACCACCGGCACGGGCACGUGGCCCGGUAAUGUGCCAGGGCACACGUCGCACUCCCCGCGACCUCCCUCCUCUCCUGUGAACGGCUCGCCCAGGACCACCGACCUCACCAGCUCGGUGGGGUCACUGUCGUCGGUGCUGCUGGUGGGCCGGUCGCCGUCGUCGUGCGAGUGAGAGGUGGCGGCUGUGAUGGGAGAGGCGGGCUCUGGGGCGGUGGUGGCGGUGGUUUCGGAUGGAGCAGCCGCCGGUGCGUUGGGCGAGGACGGGGGCGGCGCCAGAGGGGAUGGGUCGGUGGGGCUGUGGCUGUCAGAGGGGCUCCUCUGCAGGGGUUUGGGAGGGGGAGGGCCGCUGACAACGUCGUCGUCAGUGAUCUCCAUGGGCGCCCCAGCGCUGUUGCCUGCGAUGGCGAUGGCGUUGGCGUUGCUGGCAGAUGCAGAUGCAGAGAUUGCUGGAAUGACGUUGGCCGCCGGCGAUUGGUCGGGUGGUGGUGACAUGGGAGAGGGGGAGGGACAGGGGGAAGGCGUCAAUGCCGUUGUUCUCGGUCUCUUCUUUCUUGCAUACCACACCAUCGAUAUCCGCCGCUGCACCUCAGGCAGUGUGAGGUGAGCUGCCGCCUCCUGACGAGACACUAUCUUCGGCGCUGCCGCAUCGUCCCCAAUGGCCCACGUCUCUUUGUUGUCAGAGCACUUGGCCAGUGCCGCACAGUGGCCGCCAUUGACCACCUCGUGUCCGUUGUCGUCCCUGUCAAGGUGGUGGAACUGGACGGCGAAUAGCUCGAAAGGGAUGGAACUGGUGACAGUGGGCAGCUCAAGCGUCAUGGGGGCCGAGAUGCGAAGGGGGCUGGGGUAUUGACGGUCUAUCGUCCCCCAGUUGGUGUAGUGGCACUGUGCGCGCUUCACCGACAGCGCCAGGACGUCCGCCGCAUCGUACAUCUGCUGUCUGCAAUAUAACCAAAGGAAACAAGCAAUGGAUGGAUGAAUGGCUGGAUGAAUGGAUAAACAUCGAUGGAUUUGUGUCAUAGGAGCACCCCGUCUUACUUGUAUGUGAUGCGACCUCCGCAGCCAGAGCACGGGCGCUGGCCUUCGGGCUUAUCAUCUUGCAGCAAGGUCGCCUGGAUGACCUCCGUGAGGUCCCACUCCUUGGACAGAUCCAUCACGUCAGUCACACCAAUUUCCACCACCCUCUCCGUAGCGCCAACAGCUUCCCUGCCCUCGCCACACUGACACACCUUCUUCCUCAGAAGGGCACAUCCAAACACCGCCCCAAAUCGGCUCUCCUCCGAGACACCAGCCGCCGACUCCUCACAUUCGAUGAUGUGCAGGAGAGCACGGAGUGUCUCAGCGGUGUCCUGUUGGCGCCGCACAUCGAGGUCGUAGUCGCCGCCCCAAAAAUCGCCACGCGGCUUUUGAAGAUGCGAGAGCAGCGGCGUCAUAUCGAGGAGAGGGGCGCCCUGGCCGGUCGAUGACGCGACGUUGAGGAAAAACUUCAU
Vitrella brassicaformis is the source of this 3043-nucleotide messenger RNA. The record is from the annotation of a GenBank genome assembly. Lineage: Eukaryota; Vitrellaceae.